Ostrinia furnacalis (Asian corn borer) is the source of this 1669-nucleotide messenger RNA. Its product is annotated as gastrula zinc finger protein XlCGF26.1-like. Gene Ontology annotation, biological process: regulation of transcription by RNA polymerase II. The record is from RefSeq and is a predicted model, not a curated record. Gene Ontology annotation, cellular component: nucleus. Gene Ontology annotation, molecular function: zinc ion binding; DNA-binding transcription factor activity, RNA polymerase II-specific; RNA polymerase II transcription regulatory region sequence-specific DNA binding. Bases 111 to 1652 code for a protein of 513 amino acids. NCBI's taxonomy places the organism in Eukaryota, Metazoa, Arthropoda, Insecta, Lepidoptera, Crambidae. The transcript has a single exon.
UCAGUUUUUUAGUGAACAAGUUGUUCUCAUAGAAGCUUUGUGAAUUGUUUUUAGCUUUAAAAAUAUGAUUAAAAUAUUAAUUACUAUUUAAAAAGUCUUACUACUAAGCAAUGGGAAGAAAAGCAUACACAACAUGUCGUAUUUGUUUGCGUUUCGGAAGCAAAAUAGGAAGAAAUUGUAAGUCACUUUUUGAGAUCCACAACAACUCACUUAUUUCAGACGCUAUAACAUUGAUUGCGAAUGUAAAAAUAAAGGAAGAUGAUGGAUUACCCAGUAAAAUAUGUAAAGAUUGUCUUAAGGAGCUUGAAUCUGCAAUCAGUUUUAAACUUAAAUGUGAGAGAUCCAACGAAAUACUUCAUUCUACAGACAAAAAAGAAGUGAAAUCUGAUAAUUCUACAAUAGUGGUUGAAUAUCCAGAUCCCGCUAACGUUGUGAAAAAGGAAGACGAGUCUUCGGACAACGUACAGUAUGAGGAAGUUGAGUAUUAUGAUGAUGCUGUAUUUGAAGACUUUGAAACUAAACCAGACAUAGACAGGGAAGGCACUGAUAUUCCAGAAGUUAAGCCUGAGACGAAGGUUGAAAAAUCAGAAGCUGAUCUGACUACAAAUGAGACAAAUGAACCACCACCUAAAAAAAGCAAGGCCAUAGACCUGAAGUUAGAAUGCCACGACUGUGGCGGAUCAUUCAAGAGCAAAUGUAAACUUCGUGUGCACUGGAAAAAAGUGCAUCUAGCAGAAAAAUUGAUUUGUAAUUUCUGUAAACGAACAUUCAAAGCUUUCAUUCCAUAUAACAAACAUUUGAAAAAAAGGCCAUUGAACUGUCUGCUGGCUAGUAAAACCAGAAUUGAAGGUGUAGGAAAAUCUAGAGUGUUCUUUUGUAAAUUCUGCCACUACGAGACUAAGAGGGUUCAUGAAUUUGAUAACCAUUUGAAUAUUCACACAGGAGCCCGUCCAUACUAUUGCAGUCUGUGUUCCAAAGGCUUUUCACAACGCAGUUCACUCGAUAGUCACAAUGAAGAGAUUCAUAAAAUUAUAAAGAAACAAAUAACUUGUCAAUAUUGCGGUGAGGUAGUAAUUGGUCGCCGCAAGGUAACAAAACAUUUACAGAUGCACACUCGAAGUCCACUCCAAUGUGAUAUUUGUAAGAAAAUGUACAAAUCCAAGGGAACUCUGAUAGAACAUUUAAAACACCAUUCCGAUGUAAAACCUUUCACAUGUGAAAAAUGUGCUGCCAGUUUCUACUCCCAGGUAUCUUUGUAUGCGCACAUUAAAAGAGUUCAUAGGAAUAUUAAACCGGAAUUUAAAUGUCCUACUUGUGGUUACAAGUGUUCUAGAAAUGUUACGUUAAAAAAACACAUUGUUAAACACGCAACCUUUAUUCAUGGUUGUAACAUCUGCGGUAGGUUUUACGAUAACUCUGAUGAUCUUGCAUCACACCAAAAACUUCAUACAAAGGAGAAGUCCAUUUGUUUUCAGUGUAAUAGGAUAUUCUGUAAUGAAAAGUCGUUGAAACGACACAAAAGAGAAACUCAUAAGCAUAAGAAAAAUACUUUGGCAGAGAAAGUUGUGGUGGUAAAAAAAGACCCAAAACGACUUGUAGAAUUCAAAGAUGAAGUGGUAGAGGUGGAAAUAUUGCCCUAUUUCCAACCUUAGUACAUAAUGUACAUUAA